Solea senegalensis (Senegalese sole) is the source of this 1713-nucleotide messenger RNA. It is a transcript of the gene mpi, whose product is annotated as mannose phosphate isomerase. Gene Ontology annotation, biological process: carbohydrate metabolic process; GDP-mannose biosynthetic process. The coding region runs from base 26 to 1294 and encodes 422 amino acids. The transcript is spliced from 8 exons. Gene Ontology annotation, molecular function: zinc ion binding; mannose-6-phosphate isomerase activity. NCBI's taxonomy places the organism in Eukaryota, Metazoa, Chordata, Actinopteri, Pleuronectiformes, Soleidae. Gene Ontology annotation, cellular component: cytosol. The record is from RefSeq and is a predicted model, not a curated record.
GGGUCUGACAGCCGACGUCGCAGCAAUGGAGGAAGUGAGAGUGUUUCCCCUGACCUGUGCUGUGCAAAACUAUGCAUGGGGUAAACAUGGGCUGGACAGCGAGGUGGCUAAACUGGUCGUAGGUGGAGACCCACUAGCUGUCAUAGAGGAUGGCAAGCCUUAUGCUGAGUUGUGGAUGGGUGCCCACCCAAAAGGUGACGCCCAGAUAAAAGACAACAGGAUCGCACAGACCACGCUGGGCCAGUGGAUCGCCCACUUCCCUGCCUGCCUGGGCUCCAAAGUUAAAGACACUUUCCAGGGUCAGCUGCCCUUCCUCUUCAAAGUCCUCUCUGUCAAUACAGCUCUGUCCAUACAGGCCCAUCCUAACAGGGAGUUAGCUGCUCGUCUCCAUGCUCACUUUCCGGAGUACUAUCCAGACAACAACCACAAGCCAGAGAUGGCCAUUGCCCUCACCCCCUUCCAGGGCCUCUGUGGCUUCAGACCAGUGGAGGAGAUCCUGGAGUUCCUUAAAUGUGUCCCAGAGUUCCAUGCUCUGGUGGGCAAGGAGGCGGUGGAGGAGCUGCAGUGCAGCGUGGGAGAUGCAGUUCGUAUAAGCCAGGCACUGAAGAAGUGCUUCACCAGGAUGAUGAACUGUGAGAAGAAGGUGUUUGUAGACCAGCUCAACAUGCUGGUGAAGAGAGUCACUGAGGAGGUUGCAGCGGGAAAGGACACAUCGAGCAGCAACGGUGACCUGUUGCUCCGUCUCCACUCUCAGUAUCCUGGUGACAUUGGCUGCUUUUCCAUCUAUUUCCUCAACAACAUGGUCCUGGAUCCUGGUCAGGCCAUGUUCCUGGGAGCCAACGAGCCUCAUGCAUACCUUUAUGGAGACUGCAUCGAGUGUAUGGCCUGCUCAGACAACACAGUGAGGGCCGGUCUCACGCCAAAAUACAUCGAUGUGAACACGCUGUGUGAAAUGCUCAACUACAGCCCUGCGCCUGCCAGCUCCAAAAUCUUCCCAUGUGUCCAGGACCCUUCAGACCCGUGUGUGGAGCUCUACGACCCACCAGUGCCAGACUUCAGUGUGAUGAGGAUACAGGUACCGGCGUCGGUGAAGCAGUACACCAUGGCUCCUGUUGACAGUGCCAGCAUCCUCCUGGUCAUUGAAGGCGAUGCCGUGGCGACCUCCGUCGCUGCCCUAUCUGAUGUCACCCUGAGGCGGGGUACUGUCCUGUUUGUCUCGGCCAAUGAGAGUGUCUCUCUGCAUAUCACCUCCUCGUCAGGCAUGAACAUGUUUCGUGCCUGCUGCCUCCUGUAGUUGUGAGUCUGUGGCUGUGUGUAAAAUGUCAUACUACCUGUUUAUUCCUUCUCUGGUUUGACUCACUCUUUAGUGGGUAGUGUAUUAGAGGGCAGUGUCGGCGCCCAUCUGUGCCUGCUGUUCCACCCUUACCUAAACUGUGUGUGUGGACUGGUGUGUGUCAACCCCUUUAUACCAGCAGCAGUGUGCUCGAAAUCCAGCAACUCAACAGUUUUGCUGUCUUUUUAACUGAUUCCAUCCAGUUUAACAGUUGUCGUGCAAGUACAUCACAUCCUCUACAGAUCGUCACAAAUCAAAUUCUACUUCGGUGCUCACGAAUGCUGGACAAAGAAGCAUACCAUAAAAUGUAAUGUUGGGUAAAACAAAAUCUGAUGCUGUCCAGUACAAUAUUGCAAUAAAUCCUUCCUUCAUGAAGGUCA